Papaver somniferum (opium poppy) is the source of this 1876-nucleotide messenger RNA. RefSeq names its product pantothenate kinase 2-like. Lineage: Eukaryota; Viridiplantae; Streptophyta; Magnoliopsida; Ranunculales; Papaveraceae. The record is from RefSeq and is a predicted model, not a curated record. Gene Ontology annotation, biological process: coenzyme A biosynthetic process. Gene Ontology annotation, molecular function: ATP binding; pantothenate kinase activity. The transcript is spliced from 10 exons. Bases 359 to 1465 code for a protein of 368 amino acids. Gene Ontology annotation, cellular component: nucleus; cytosol.
UACAGUCCACACAUCAACAUAUAUGCUAUCCAUUUAAAAUUAGGACACUUAUUUUUUUCUAAAUAAAAUUUAAUAAUAUUCAAAUUCACUCACUCAGUCUCCGACUCUCUUUGCUCUAUCAACAAAACCAGAUGCACACAGAGUAAAACACAGAGAGAUAACAAAAAAAUCUUCAUCUUCUCCUUUCUAGUAGCUAUAGUACUUGGGUUUCACAAUUGCUGCAAUCACCCUAUCUGUUUUGUAAUCAAGAUAUAAUAAAUUUCGUGUUUCCAAUUUAUUUAUUUUUAAGUUUCUAGCUAGUUUCUUGACCUGCCGAAACCCUAACAAAAUUGAGACUCAAUCUAAGGAAACAAAGACAAUGGCUGAAGGAAGAAGAAUUCAAGAGGAUGUGCCAUAUUUGGCUCUUGACAUUGGAGGAUCACUAAUCAAGCUCGUGUAUUUCUCGAGAAGUGAGCAAUCACCAGCAGAAGAAGAUGAUGCUAACUUGAUAAAGGCUUUGGAAAAUACAAGUCACCCUGUUCAUGGCGGAUGGCUUCAUUUCGUAAAGUUUGAGACAAGGGAAAUCAAUCAAUGUUUGGAUUUUAUCAAAUUCAAGCAGCUUCAUUGCCAAGUUGGAACUGAUCCAGAAAACAAACAAACUGCUGCAAAAGUUAAGGUGACUGGGUCUGGAGCACACAAGUUUGCGGAUUUGUUUAUGGAAAAGAUUGGUGUAACAGUUGAAAAAGAAGAUGAGAUGGAUUGUUUAGCAGUUGGAGCAAACUUCUUGCUUAAGGUAUUCCAAAACGAAGCGUUUACCUUCAUAGAGGGCGAAAAAGAAAGUGUUGAUAUUGACGAGAAUGAUUUGUUCCCUUAUCUUCUUGUGAAUAUUGGUUCUGGUGUUAGCAUACACAAGGUCACAGGAGAUGGCACUUCUGAAGCAGUUGAUGGAACUCGUAUUGGUGGCAUUGCUUGUUGGGGGCUCGGGAGGUUGUUGACAAAAUGCAAGAGCUUUAAUGAAAUUGUAGAGUUGAGUAAAUACGGAAGCCUUAAAAGAAUAGAUUUGUUUGUUGAAGACACCUUUGGUGAUCAGAAAUAUGUUGAUAAGUCGAAUGCACCGCCUGAUAUGAAUAUUGGAAGUUUUGGAAAGGCAAUAUCUGAAAAUAGAACACUUGAAGAUUGCAAGGCUGAAGAUAUAUCUUUGUCUCUGUUGGAGAUGAUUUCGCAAAACAUUGGGCAGAUUGCCUCCUUGAAUGCCCGUAUAUAUGGAAUCCAGAGGAUCUUUUUUGGAGGAUCUUUUAUAAAGGACAAUACAUGUGCCCUGGAGACCCUCUCAUCUUCAGUUCAUUUCCAAACAAAUGGUGAAGCGAAAGCAAUGUUUUUACAGCAUGAAGGAUUUGUAGGAGCGGUAGGUGCGCUCAUGAGAUAUGAGAAUAAGCAUGGCCUUCUUAUUAAGGAUGAAUCACAAAAUGUGGACACUACCUUAUAGAGCACAUGAGCUAUGAGAAUAAGCAUGGCCUCGUUAUGAUGGAUGAAUCACAAAAUGUGGAAAGCACAUUUUCGUGCCAUGAUCCACUUCGGAAUUUUAGAGACUUAGACCACAGAGUUCCUCAGUUUGUCAUGGAAUCUGCCGUUUUAUCGUAAGAUUUAUGGCAGAGAUUGAUUUAUCUUUUUGAGUGUAUAACAAUAAUUUGUAGUUUAUGUUACUUCAGUUACACAUAGAGAUGCAUGACAGGCAGCUACUGUAACCAGUGGCUCACUCACUUUCUAGUAUAAACACGAAAGACUUUAUCUGUGUUUGUUGUAAACUUGUAACUUGUACAAUCUUUGUAUUUGUUUCAUGUAAUUUGCUGAUGUAUGUACAAUGGAAUUCGAAUAAGAAAAAGAGAAGAUUUGUCAA